CGGCCACACAGAGAGAGAGACUCUCUCAAACCACUAUCCCUAUUAAAGGAUCAUCAUCAUCAUCAUUUCGUCUAAAUCCCGGAAAAUAAUUAUAUAUAUAAAAAAAAAGUAGAGGGGGGACUAAAGCAAAGCAAUCAGAGAUGAUCGGAAGCUUUUCACGACCGUCAAUGGAGGCCGUGCCUUUUCACGACGGCAACAUCCACGACUUGAUUGAGAGCCGAUGCCUCGACGUUCGUCAAGAUGUUAAUCACAGCUUGCAGAUGCACUCGUCAUUGGUACGGCGGCUUUCUCAGGAAACGGAGUUGGAGGGGCAUCAGGGUUGUGUUAAUUCGAUUGCUUGGAAUUCUAGAGGUUCACUUUUAGUAUCUGGAUCAGACGACACACGGAUAAAUAUUUGGAGCUAUGCCGGUCGGAAGCUUUUGCAUUCUAUUGAGACUGGGCACUGUGCAAACAUAUUUUGUACAAAAUUUGUCCCUGAAACUUCUGAUGAGCUUGUUGUCUCUGGAGCUGGAGAUGCAGAAGUUCGGUUAUUUAAUUUGUCUCAGUUAAGUGGGAGAGGACCUGAAGAUAAUGCAGUUCCUCCAUCAGCUCUGUAUCAAUGUCACACAAGAAGAGUAAAAAAGUUAGCUGUUGAAGUUGGGAAUCCCAAUGUGGUAUGGAGUGCAAGUGAAGAUGGAACUUUGAGACAGCAUGACUUUCGAGAGGGUACUUCUUGCCCUCCUGCUGGAUCUGCUCAUCAAGAAUGUCGCAACAUUUUACUUGACUUGCGGUCUGGAGCAAAGAAGUCACUAGCUGAUCCCCCGAAACAAACAUUUGCUCUAAAAUCUUGUGAUAUCAGUUCCACUAGGCCUCAUCUGCUUUUAGUUGGUGGGAGUGAUGCAUUUGCGCGUUUAUAUGAUAGAAGGAUGCUGCCUCCUCUGACAUCCUGCCGGAAAAGGACGUCUCCACCUCCUUGUGUUAACUAUUUCUGUCCGAUGCAUCUCUCUGAUCGUGGACGUACAAGCUUGCACUUAACUCAUGUUACAUUUAGCCCAGAUGGAGAAGAGGUUCUACUUAGUUAUAGUGGGGAGCAUGUAUAUUUGAUGAACGUAAAUCAUGCUGGUGGAAGUGCUGUGCAGUAUACUUCAGGAGAUGCUUCAAAGAUAAUGAGCUUCAUACCUAUACUGAAUGGGCUAGAACUGCAGCAACCAGCAUCCAGUGUCUUCAGAAGUCGUCUUCCUAAAAGACGCAAGGCCACUGCUAUGCAUGAAAAGUGCAGUAAACUAACUCAAAUUGCUGAGAAGUCCUUGGAGGAGGGGAAUUUUUAUCAUGGCAUUGAGGCAUGCAAUGAGGUGCUGGAUGGAUAUGGUCGCGAUAUUGGGCCCAUACUAAGGCAUGAUUGUCUUUGUACUCGUGCCGCAUUGUUGCUGAAGCGUAAUUGGAAAAACGAUGCUCAUAUGGCUAUAAGAGAUUGCUAUAAUGCCCGGAAAAUUGAUAACUCCUCUUUCAGAGCUCAUUACUAUAUGUCUGAUGCUUUAUCACAGUUGGCCAAACAUAAAGAAGCUGUAGAAUUUGCUAUGGCAGCGCAAUCUUUAGCUCCGUCAAAUCCUGAGGUAACAGCACAAUUGGAGAGUGUAAAAAGAAAGCUUGCUGCAGCUGAGUCUGAGAGAAAUGGUAAGCCAAAUGAUGGGGCACCCAGGUCUGAACCUCGGGGAAGAGUGCUAUCCCUUAGUGACAUACUUUACCGAUCUGAGGGUAAUAGUGAAGCUUCACAAGAUGGUCCAAGAUCUGAAAGAGAGGAUUCUGAUUAUGACGAGGAAUUGGAGUUGGACUUUGAAACGUCCAUCUCAGGUGAUGAAGAGCAAGAUAUCGAGCCCAAUAUUCUACAUGGAAGUGUAAAUCUGAGAAUUCAUCGAAGAAGUGAUUCUUCUAGAGAAGUUGAAGGGGCAAAUGGCUCUUGUGGAUCACCUUCAUCAUCAUCUCAAAAUGAAAGACUCCCGUAUCAGCCCGCGGCAGUUAUUGAUAUGAAACAGAGAUAUGUCGGUCAUUGUAAUGUUGGAACUGACAUAAAACAAGCCAGCUUUCUUGGCCAGAGAGGUGAAUAUGUUGCUAGUGGAAGUGAUGAUGGCAGAUGGUUUAUCUGGGAGAAACGAACUGGCAGACUAAUAAAAAUGCUUCAAGGAGAUGAAGCUGUUGUGAACUGUGUACAGUGCCAUCCCUCCGAUUGUGUUGUGGCAACUAGUGGGAUUGACAGUACAAUAAAGUUAUGGACCCCAAGUGCUUCGGUCCCAUCUAUUGUAGCUGGUGGAGCCGCUGGACCAGAAACUGCUAACAUUUCUAGCGUUUUGUCAGCUAAUCAGCGCAGAUUAAGCCAUAAUCGUGAAACCAUCCUGUACAGCCGUUCUGAAAUUUUGGAGCAUUUUCGAAUGCAUGAAUUUACUGAAGGAAGCUUGCACCCGUUUGAGUGUGCUCAGAGCUAAACAAGGUUAUAACUGAAGCAUGGAGAUAAAUUAUGCUCGACUGUAAAUGAGACAAUCAGGAAUCUUGUGGAUCAUGGAAAGCAUUAUGGGAUAGCCCUAAAUAAGGCAAAAAUAGAGAGGCACUGCUAUGCUGUGUUCAGCUGUAAAGUUUUCCCCAUUACAAUUUGUCAUUAUCCCCCUCCAAGCAUUUUCCUUGCCUGUAUAGUAUAGUAGAGAUUCUCAACUUGAGAAUGCUCUCGGUUUGUGUGUUGUUUUUGGCUCUCAUGCUUACUAUGUAUUUAUUUUGAUUCUUCCUUAAUGUCAAUAUUGUGUACAGUAUAAGAAAUCAGAGAAUUCUUUUUUGGGUAUUAGAGUUGAUAACUAUAUAUGUAUAUAUUACCAACUCAUUUUUUGUUUUGUUUUGUUUGAUCUGAUUUCCGCAAGUAUGUUCACUGAA
Messenger RNA from Rosa rugosa (rugosa rose), 2895 nucleotides. Its product is annotated as protein ALTERED SEED GERMINATION 2. NCBI's taxonomy places the organism in Eukaryota, Viridiplantae, Streptophyta, Magnoliopsida, Rosales, Rosaceae. Bases 141 to 2459 code for a protein of 772 amino acids. The record is from RefSeq and is a predicted model, not a curated record. Gene Ontology annotation, biological process: negative regulation of fatty acid biosynthetic process. Gene Ontology annotation, molecular function: protein binding. Gene Ontology annotation, cellular component: cytoplasm; Cul4-RING E3 ubiquitin ligase complex. The transcript has 20 exons.